ACCCCUCCUUCCGUACCAGCUUAAUCGUGUAUGGGGGGGAAACCACUUCCAGCCCUUCCAGCCAUCGGGCAUCCACACUCUCAUUCAAACUCCAGCUCGGCACUAACGACUCUCUCUAUUGAUGCACGCGCCCAUCGCGGGUUGUUCAUCCGGACAGUGGAACAAAUCAAGGACGGGAUGACUCGAACGAGAAAGAAGCAUGGGCAGCUGCUCUUGAGGAUGCCCUAGACGGCCUCAGCGAUGCCGUAACGCGGGGCAAGUGGCUAGCCGGUAUCAGGAGGAGGAGGCGACGGACCCCGCAAUCACAAGCGCUUUCGAGAACACCUUCCAACGCAGAAUCCGACGACUCUAAGGUGCUUGCUGAAAAGGUUGUCUCCAGCAGUGCUACCGCGCGAACCGCGUCGGCAUCCUCAAGUCUCUCGUCCUCUUCUCAAGGCACUCCGACCACUCCUGCCGCUCCUGUAUCGUUCCCUACAGACGCUGCAUCUUCCGCGCUGCAUCAGAUCCGUGAACUCGUUGCUCAACCUGAUAUCCCAAACCCGAAUCCUGUUCCAAAGCAUCUACUGUUAUGUGUUGCGCCGCAGGGGCAAACCACGCCUCGCCUUCCAAGAGAGGACGUUGGUUUCGAUAUCAUUCCAUCUGCGCACCCGAACGUGGGAUGCACCUUUACUGCCGCAGUAUUUGUCAUGCCUAGGGAAAUUGAUCAUGGCAUGGCGACGAACGAUUCGGCAACGAUACUGUAUGGGCUGGCCGAGUGGGAUUCUACCUCUGUGCAACCAAAUACGAAGUUGGUUGGAGGGACUUUCACAUUUGCGGGCGUCACGUCGCCGUUGCAACACCACGCAUUGAGCAAAGUCCUGAGACUAUCAGUCUAUAUGCAUCUUUCUUUAAUGCUGGAGCAACAUCUUCUAUCCAAUUCCGGGGUGGCGAUUACUUUUCCUGCACCGAAGCCGCGAGUGUCGAUAAGCACGGAACCGUCGCCGGCACCUCAGCAGAAUUCUCAGACCCCCGAAAGCGUAUCUUCUCGCAGCAGCCGCCGUCAGAACAACAUUCUUCCGGGCAUCCUGUCUUUCUUUUCGAAGAAGAACUCGUUGCAUCGAAGUCACUCCAUCGCUUCUACUCACCGGAGCGGGAUGUCGCUCGAUCUUUCGGCACCAGAUAGUGCGCCUGCUUCAGCUAUUCCUCGCUUGUCCGAAGAUGGCGGUAGUCGUCUGCGAAGAUUUUCUUUCAUGGGCGAUCCGCGAACAUCAUUCUUCCGUCCAUCAUCACCUACGACGCCACCUGCAGUCGAGCCAAUACCCUUACCAUUUACAUCCGUGCUUGCCAUGCUAAAUACCGCAUCCCCCAGUCUCUCCUCCUCUGCAGGAAUCCGUGUUCCUCCGCCACGAUUGAUCGCGGAUCUGGCCGAACGCGAGCAGUUGGCACCCGGACGACGUCUGAAAGGCGACGAGAAAGCCGGGUUGUCGAGUAUCCUGGGUUGGGAUCCCAGGGAACGCGAUCGAGAAACCCGAGGCAAGGCUCUGUGUGGGUCACGUGGCUUUGCGAGGAUGCAGGAGCUCAGCGCGCUCGUAUCCAGACACGUGCCAGCAUCUAGGGAAGACCAAGAUGGUGAAUGCUCCCAGCCCGUCUUUGCAACUUGCGAUCAGCCAAAGUGGACCACAUACCGGCAUUAUUCGAGGCAUGAUGUUGACCAAAGCUUGGGCGAUUCAGUGCGCAGCUUGGCUGCCAGUGCAGCAGAUCCGUGCCAGAAGCCCGGCUGCUCUUGGAAGCAGGGUGAUCAUGUGAUGCGUCUGGUCCACGGUGGGAUGCGCGUUGACGUCAAAGUUCAAGAGAGCACGGGCGACCGUGACGAGAUUGAGUCGUGGCUCAGCUGCUCGAUAUGUUACAGUCGGUCAGAGAAGACCGAGAUGAACGAUGGGGCACAAUUGUAUUCAUUUGGGAAGUUCAUUGAACUGCUCAUCUACUCCCCAGCAUUGUGCAGGCCAACACCGUUUCUGUGUAUUCACACUACUCCCUCAAAGGAUGACAAGGAGAUUCUACCGAUCUCCCGCCUGUACAUUGUCCGGCAUUUCCAAGUUCAGAAUCGCACCGUGUCGUUUUCGCUUUCUAUGAUCGAUGAUAUCUUCGAAGUCCGUGUUCCGAGGCUACAGAUCACGCGUAAAUUCGGGGACAAACUUGGCAAGCACGACUCACAGUCGACAACUACGUCUGUGAUGGUCAACGAUGCUGAUGAUGAGAAGAGAACGCUGAGAAGGGAGAUCAAAGCGUGGUGGGAGGGGAUCGCUGAUCACAUGGACCAACUGGAAACUAGUUUGAUGGGCAGCACACUUGUCGGAUUCCGAAAGGCUUUGCCUCGAUUACCCUCUGUGGACGAUGCAUACGACGACUCUGCUAGCGAGGCGGAAACAGAGGAUGAAUUAGACGCCCUGACACCGAGGACGAAUAAACCUUAUCCCAUCACCGGGCUCCCUCCUAGCGCCCCAACCACUCCGCAGAUCUCUCGGGCAGCCCAGGAGUACUUCCCUGACUCUGUACCUUCCUUCAGCAGGGCUGCAUCCGACCCGGUGCCGUUACCUGCUUCGGCGUUGAUCGCACCGGGCGCUGAUCCCAUCGAAGUGCUCGGUACGAUGCGGCAGACAUUCCACCGCACGGAGCAGGAUCUGUAUAGCAAACUGGGUACCACGCCCGUCUCUUCCUUGAAUGACGUCCGGCGUACAUUCUUGGGCGCUGCGAGAGGUGCCGAGAAGAGGCUGAUGGCGUGGCAAACGAAACAUAUUCCUGGCAGAGGCAAGAGGAAGGUUCAGCCGAAGAUCCAGUCGGUUGAACCCGAGUGGUGGAACAGAACGUGUCAUGUUGCACCCGGGUGCGAUGUAAUCAUUAGGGAAGAUGACUGGGGAAGCAUCAUUGCGUUUGCGAUGAGCACGGCGGAUUAUAGACAAGAACUAGCAUCUAUGUACUAUAUCAAGAACAACUCAACCUCAGCUGCAGCGGCCGCAGCAGCAGCAGCACUAAAUCCCCCCAUAAUCGCACCCUCAUCAUCAUCAUCAUCCUCGUUCUUCUCUGCCAAACUUUUCGCCAGUCAUCAUCUUGCAGAACCGGAUCCAGACGUUGAAGGCACGGUUUGGUAUGAGCCAGAAGAAUAUUCGGCCGUCAUUUCGCGCAAAGAGCAUCCCCGAGAUGCGACGUCCCUGCUCUCUCUCCGCGAAGUCCUGCGGCAAAAGUCUCCAACACUGGAUGGCGCGUCUCUCGUCAACACCGUUAUUCCCGGGGGGUCCCGGUUUGGAAGCCUGGGAAGUGCAGCUACGAAGGGGUCUUCUUCUGUCUCAAAGGCCUCAGGCUCGUCUCUUGCACCACCAUCGGCAUGGUCUAAGCCAGAUGUCCCACAAAUCACCCGCCACGAAGCGGGCGGCGAGGUUAUUCCCCUCGACAGCGAGACAGCGGGAAAGAUUCUGCAGGAAAUUGAUGCGGCUUCGGUGUCGGAUGGUCAUUCGACUUCGAGUUCUCGGCCAGGGUCCUCCAUGUCUGGUAGCUUUCUGGCCUUCGGCGAUACGCACAUCCGCCGAGGGAAGGCCGCCAGCAUCAUUUCAGUCGACAGCGACCAUACCAUUGGCGGCAAAGAGGAUAAGGAGAGGGAUAGAGACCAGGAUGAACGAACGGAGCCUCAAGUUGAUCUAUCGACAGCAUCGCCUUCGACCUUCACAAACACGCUGACCAAUGGGCUUUCUAGUGCGAUGCGAUACAUGUUGAAGAACAGCGAGAUCCCGCGUCCCUCGAUCUUCUCCAAGAACCACCACGGCCUGCUUGCCCCUGCCGAUGCAUUUGCGAUUGACGAGCGACCGCACAUCAAAUACGAUUGGACUGUCGGGAAACGACUCAAAUUCAGCUGUACGGUGUAUUACGCGAAGCAGUUUGACAGUCUCCGCAAACGGUGUGGGAUCGAGGAUGCCUUUGUGAAGAGUCUUUCGCGGAGCGCAAAUUGGGCUGCUGAAGGCGGCAAGAGCAAGUCCAACUUUUGGAAGACGUCGGACGACCGUUUUAUCAUCAAAACAUUGGUCAAUGCUUGGAAUGUCGCCGAUUUGCAAGUCUUGAUUGAGCUCGCGCCGUCAUACUUCAAAUAUAUGGACGCCACAGCAAGCAAGGCGACGGUGCUCGCGAAACUCAUUGGUUUCUAUACAAUCGAAAUUCGAAAUCUGGAAACAGGGAACGUCCAGUCCAAAGCUGAUCUGCUGGUCAUGGAGAAUCUGUUCUAUCAGCAGACCGUCGACAAGACCUUCGAUCUCAAAGGCAUCCAGGGGCGCAAAGUCAAGUCCACGGGGAGCAAGACCUUGUUCGACGGGGAAUGGAUCGAAGGUCAACAGCGCACGCUGACACUGGUCCAACCGCAUUCCAAAGCCGUAUUGCGGGAGGCGAUUAGAAGCGACGCGGAGUUUCUGGCGAGAAGCAAUAUCAUGGACUACAGUCUGCUGCUUGGAGUGGAUAAGGAGAGGAAGCAGAUUGCUUGCGGGCUGGUCGAUACCAUCGGCAGUUAUACCUUUGCCAAGACACUGGAGUACAAAGCGAAGCAAGGACUGAACUCUGGGAAGGAGGUGACUGUCAUCCCGCCCACAGAAUACCAGGAGCGGUUUGUCAGUGCACUGGACGGGUACUUCCUUGCUUGUCCAGACAGGUGGUCCCGCCCGGCGGAUGAUAGACAAGUCAUUGAUGAUCCAUGGAUGCUGCCCAGUGUAUUGUAGCGGGUGAGACCACUUGGACUUUGUAAUAUUUGUCUAUGCAUCAGUGUAUCCAUGACAUCUGUAGCCAUUCGACCUUCAGAUAAUUCACUUGGCAGAAGCAGGACGUGUGUCAGUGGAAAGUAACGUCGCGUUCGGAAUCAGG
Molecule: messenger RNA, 4875 nt
Organism: Mycena citricolor
Lineage: Eukaryota; Fungi; Basidiomycota; Agaricomycetes; Agaricales; Mycenaceae
Source: the annotation of a GenBank genome assembly